This is a messenger RNA of Tachysurus vachellii, 2024 nucleotides long. Its product is annotated as butyrophilin subfamily 2 member A2-like. NCBI's taxonomy places the organism in Eukaryota, Metazoa, Chordata, Actinopteri, Siluriformes, Bagridae. The coding region runs from base 79 to 1443 and encodes 454 amino acids. The record is from RefSeq and is a predicted model, not a curated record. Gene Ontology annotation, molecular function: protein binding. The transcript is spliced from 8 exons.
CAGAGAUGGUGGACUUUUAGCCAGUCUAUUUUUUGUGCGUCCUCUUAUCAAGAAAACUUUUAAGUUUUAACUUGAAUUAUGUUUUUCUCUGUGACUUUCCUGAUUCUGUACAGCUUCACGGAAUCUAAAUCAGAGCAAUUACAAGUGGUUGGUCCAGAAGCUCCUCUUGUUGCUGUAGUUGGUGAAGAUCUGGUUCUGCCCUGUUUUAUUAAACCCAACACCAGCGCAGUGGACAUGACAGUGGAGUGGUUGAGAGUGGAGAGAGGGGUUUUAUUAGUGCAUAGUUAUAAGGAUCAUGAAGACAUAAAUGAAAAUCAAGCUCAGUCAUACAGAGGAAGAACAUCACUGUUUAAAGAGCAGCUGCAGAAAGGCAACACUUCACUCAAACUCUCAGCUCUCAGAGUCUCUGAUGAAGGAGAAUAUAAGUGUCUUGUUGAGGACAAAUCCUGGUAUGAUGAUGUCACUGUUCAUGUAACUGUUGAGGUUCAGGGAAGCCACCCGGUGAUCACGAUGGAGAGUUUUGAUAACUCAGGAGGGAUUAAUCUAGUGUGUGAGUCCAGAGGCUGGAACCCUGAACCUGAUGUUCUGUGGCUGGACAGAGAAGGAGUCACUCUGACUGCUGAAGAUACACAGAUACACAGAGACACUGAGGGCUUUAACGUGAAAAGCCGCAUCACUGUUUAUGAUUAUAGCGACCUUGACAAGUUUUACUGUAGACUUCAACAAAAACAUCAUAUGAUGGAGACAGAAAUUAUCAUUGAUAGUAAAGUCUUUCAUGCUUGGAAGUGGAUUGUCGGUAUUUCUGUUUCAGCAUUUCUAUUUGUUGUUGGAUUGAUAUUAACUGCUGUUAUCUGCCACAAGAAAGAACAAAAGAAGAAGAACUCUGCAGAGUUUACAGAGAAGAAGAAGUUUGUAGUGGAUGUGACUCUGGAUCCUGAUUCAGCUCAUCCUCAAUUCAUCCUGUCUGAAGAUGGAAAAAAAGUGACACAUGUAAACACACCACAGGAUCUCCCCGAUUCACCACAAAGGUUUAAUUGUACCUGUGUUGUGGGACAGCAGAGUUUCUCUACAGGGAGAUUUUAUUAUGAGGUGCAGGUGAAAGGGAAAACUGCCUGGACAUUAGGGGUGAUCAGAGGGAACAUUGACAGGAAGAAGGGGAUAAAAGAUGGAUUAUGGCUUUUGGAAAUGAGGAAAGAGAAUAAGUACAGGGCUUUUCCUGGUCCCGCUGUCCCCCUCACACUGAGAGAGAAGCUGGAGGUUGUGGGGGUGUUUGUGGAUUAUGAGGAGGGUCUGGUCUCCUUUUAUGAUGUGAAGUCCAGGUCUCGUAUCUACUCUUUCACUGGUCAGUCGUUCACCGCGAAUGUCUAUCCAUACUUCAGUCCUUGUAAUAAUAGAAAAGGUAAAAAUUUAGCACCACUGAUCAUCAUUGCUGUUAAUGAAUAAAUAUCUGUUUUGUAUUCUAUAAUAUUUAAGAAAAUGUUAUACUUACUUUUUCAACAGAUAUAGUGAUCAAUUACAUUUAAAGAAUACAAUAUGUGUACAAUAUGAUUUCAGACUAUACAACUCAACUAAAUCCUAUAAGUUUUAAAGUGUUUAAAUGAACAUUAAUAAUAUGAUCAUCAUCUGAGUAGUUAAAUUCAGAUUAAAUUUUUCAUUUCUAGAAAUUCUAUUAAAACACAUGGAUCUUAGUCCAGUUACUGAUCUACACUUAAGAUAAAAUAAACACUUAUUCAGUGUUUGUGUGCUGUUUAUCUGAUAUCUGAUCAGAAACAACACAAAACAGUUCUUAUAAUAUGCUUUAAAUAUUUUUUUAGAAUUUAUAAAGGUGAAUAAAAUAUAUUACUGACUGCUUGUGUAGGUUUGUGAUUAAUAUUAACUUAUUUUGUUUGGCUUGUUUGUCAGAUGAAGUUUUAAAGAGUUGCUGACUAGACUUUUACUAGAUUUAUUAAAUGUGGUGUAAUCGUCUCAGUUAAUAUUUUGUUGAUCUGAACAAUCAAACUCAUUGAAUAAAUUUUAUCAAAAUA